UCUAAAUGCAAAGUUGCCGGGAGUGAAGCUACAAAAGAUUCUUAUGUUAACAGAGUAUAAUUAAAACAUAUGUUGGGAAUCUGGAACGUAAAUGAUGUGUUGCCAUUAAUGAGACAAUUAAGCAUUAAUGCUGAAUGUUUAUACAAUUUUAAGUGACGGAAGGAUUUAAUCAAAAGAGGGAAACAGAAGUAGACUUCAGCGGCAGAUACGCUCAGGAUGAAAAGAAAACGCGUAUUUCAGUCGACGGAUGAACGAAAAAGUACAAAAUCUUGUGAAAAAGAUAUUUUUAUUGACAGAAGAAUUUGGACUAAGGCAGAGACCAGAGCAUUUUUGAAUGCGUAUAUUUCUAGAAAGGAUGAAUUUCGGAAUGUACGGCAAAAAAAAUUUGCUAUGCAGAAUGUUUUGUCUGAUUUAAAGAGUCAAGGUGUUUUGUACCAGACUACAACGGUGGAUAUGCUCUCAACAAAACUUAGAAACUUGGUUAAAGCAUACAGGCAAAGUACUGGCAGCAUCAAACGAAAGUUUGCUGUUCCCUGUAUAGCUCCGUUUAUGGAUUUGAUGGAUGAAAUAUUUUCCAAUAAUGCACGUGUAUCCAAGACCCGCUCCAUUAUGUCUGGACAACCGCCUAACAAUACCAUCUCAUUAAAUGAAAUGGAUCAAACAAAUUUCCAUCUGGGAGCAGAAUCGGAAGAAACCCAUUUCCGAGAAAAGCAAAUUUUUAGUAACAGGAGAAUAUGGACCAGCGAAGAGAUCGAAGCAUUUUUAAAUGCCUAUAUUUCCAGGAAGGAGGAAUUUCGAAAUAAACGUAAAAAGAAGUUUGCAAUGCAGAAUGUGCUACAUGACUUGGAAAUACAAGGUGUUUUGAGCCAGCCUACAACGGUAAAAACACUCUCAACGAAGUUGAAAAAUUUGAUCAGAGCUUACAAGUAUGGUAUCGACAAUAACAGUCGGACAAAUUCUUCUUGUGAAACUCCGUACGCAGCUUGGAUGAAAGAAAUUUUUGCAGAUGAUCCAAAUAUCUCCAUAAACAUCCCCUGCAAUUUGUAUGAGCAAUCAACGAGUAAUACGCCCACAAUAACCGAAGAGCAGUUAUUAUCCAACUGGGGUACAAAUGUAGAAAUAGACUAUCAAAAAUUCUCGCGACAGUCCGCUAUCUGCAAUCGGGAUAAAUACGGAAACGGGCAAGGGAAGAUAACUUCCCCAAAACAAUUGGUCACAUGUUCUACACCAUUACCACAACAACAUCGGCCAGCGAUGAAGUCAAUAGAUAAACUACCCGAAAAAACGCAAAGGUUUAAUGACAGGAGAAUUUGGACUAAGAGGGAGACCAGAGCAUUUCUGAAGACAUAUAUUUCGAGAAAGAGAGAAUUCAGAAAAGUAAGAAAAAAGAAGUUUGUUAUGCAGAAUGUACUACAAGACUUGCAAAGAAAAGGCGUUUUGAGUCAGAAUACAACGGUAGAUAUGCUCUCAACAAAAUUGAAAAACUUGGGGAGAGCAUACAAGCAAGCCAUCGAAAAUAGCAGACGAACGAAUACUCCCGUGAUAGCUCCGUUUGGGAGUUUGAUGGAAGAAAUUUAUAAAGAUUACUCAAUCACUUGCAAUAAUCACACAAUAUCCAAGAAACAUCAAAAUAUUGUAAAAAAAUCACAAACAGCUGACAAGAGAAUAUGGACUAACGAAGAGACCGAGGCAUUUUUACAUGCCUACAUUUCAAGAAAGGAGGAAUUUCGGAAUGUGCGUAAAAAGAAAUUUGCUAUGCAGAAUGUUUUGUCUGAUUUGGAAAGCCAAGGUGUUUUGAGCCAGACCACAACAGUGGACAUGCUCUCAACAAAAUUUAGAAACUUGGUUAAAGCAUACAGGAUAAGUAUUGGCAAUACUAAACGAAAGGCUGCCGUUCCCUGUAUAGCUCCGUUUACGGAUUUGAUGGAUGAAAUAUUUUCGAAUAAUGCUCGUAUAUCCAAAGCCCACUCCGUUAUGUGUGGGCAAUCGCCGAACAAUACGACCUCAUUAAAUAAAAUUAGCCAAACUUAUUUCCGUCUGGCGGCAGGAUCAGAAGAGAAACAUUGCCAAGAUAUGCAAAUAUUUAGUGACAAGCGAUUUUGGACUAUUGGUGAGACCGAGGCAUUCUUAUGUGCAUAUAUUUCUAGAAAGGAUGAGUUUCUGCAUGUUCGUAAAAAGAAGUUUGCAAUGCAGAAUGUGUUACUUGACUUGGAGAGCCAAGGAGUUUUGAGACAACCUACAACUGUACAUAUGCUCCAAACAAAAUUGAAAAAUUUAGCCAGAACUUACAAGCAAAGCGUCGAGAAUAAAGUGCGUGACAGUGAUAGUUGUAGUGGGCCAUGUGCUGAUUUGAUGGAGGAAGUAUUUGGAGGGAAUCAAAUUGCCACCAACGAACACAUUAUUUACUUGUAUGGUCAACCAUUGAGCAAUACAUCCAUAGUAGAUGAGGAGGAGUCAUAGGUCAAUUGUUUUAUAUACUCCGUGAAAACAACAACAACAUAUACAAGACAUAUAAUAUUAGAAAAAGAAAAAAUAAUUAGCUGAAGAACUAGACAAAGUAACGCCACGCUUGAAUUAUAUGUACUUGAUGGUUGUUGUUAUGUAGUAAUUAUAUCAUGUAAGGUUUCAACGUGGUAUUUUCCUCAUUUACCGUUAAAAAUUAAAAUUUGGAUAAUUUUUUUUAUUCCCUUUGUAAUUCCGAAAAUUUUAAUUAAAAAUAAUUUUUAAACUUUUAGUCCUAA
This is a messenger RNA of Bactrocera tryoni, 2741 nucleotides long. RefSeq lists its product as uncharacterized. The transcript has 7 exons. Bases 217 to 2460 code for a protein of 747 amino acids. The record is from RefSeq and is a predicted model, not a curated record. Lineage: Eukaryota; Metazoa; Arthropoda; Insecta; Diptera; Tephritidae.